GGCGGCCUCGCGACCCCCGCCGUGGAGACUUCGAGAUCGCGGUCUUCUGCGUCGUAUUCAUACUGUGUAGCGUACGAUGCGGCUCCACCCCCACUCGUCGAAUUCUGGGACGGAGAGGGUGAUAAGAAAGAAGAGCGGCAACAGACGAGAACCACUCUACGACUGGUCGCACUGGUAAGCAGGAUGUCUCUCAGACUGUUUCCCGAUUGUGGACCCAAUCGUAUAUUCUAG
Messenger RNA from Bipolaris victoriae FI3, 231 nucleotides. RefSeq lists its product as hypothetical. The transcript has a single exon. Lineage: Eukaryota; Fungi; Ascomycota; Dothideomycetes; Pleosporales; Pleosporaceae. The record is from RefSeq and is a predicted model, not a curated record. The annotation marks the transcript as partial.